Penicillium vulpinum is the source of this 1392-nucleotide messenger RNA. Its product is annotated as aspartate aminotransferase family protein. Gene Ontology annotation, cellular component: mitochondrion. The record is from RefSeq and is a predicted model, not a curated record. Lineage: Eukaryota; Fungi; Ascomycota; Eurotiomycetes; Eurotiales; Aspergillaceae. The coding region runs from base 1 to 1392 and encodes 463 amino acids. Gene Ontology annotation, molecular function: transaminase activity; pyridoxal phosphate binding. The transcript has a single exon.
AUGGCACCUGGAACCACCACGGAAGACUCCGCGGUCGCAAUUGUGCCCCCAAAGAAUGACAAGCCAAUUUUGUAUAGCGAUGUCAAUCAAGAAGAGCUUCAAGCCAAAGCAUCGAAGUACCUCCUCAACUAUGGCACCAAAUUCAACAAAGACGUGAUCUGUGGCAGCAGAGGACUCUACGUAUAUACAGCGUCCGGACACAAAGUGCUAGACUUUACUUCCGGCCAAAUGUCGUGCCUACUCGGCCACGGACACCCCGAAAUUGUGCAGACAAUCACCGACCACGCAGGGUCCCUAGACCACCUCUUCUCAGGCAUGGCAUCUCCCCCAGUGAUCAGCCUAGGCGGACGUCUCUGCAAUCUCUUACCAACCGGCCUUGACAAGGCCUUCUUCCUCUCCACCGGCGGCGAGAGCAACGAGGCAGCGAUAAAAAUGGCCAAGGUAUACACUGGGAAAUUUGAAAUCGUCGGACUGGGCGGUAGCUGGCACGGCGUGACAGCGCAAGCACUGGGCGCACAAUACCACUUCGGUCGCAAAGGCCAAGGCCCGCUAAUGCCGGGCAUGUUGAUGCUCCCGCCACCAAACGCAUACCGCUCUAUCUUCCGGCGCCCUGACGGAUCCUACGACUGGGAAGCUGAGAUGGAGUACGGCUGGCGUAUGAUCGAUAUGCAAUCGUGCGGAUCGCUGGCGGCUUGUAUCGUGGAGUGUAUCCAGUCGUCGGCUGGCAUGCAUGUCCUACCGCCUGGUUAUCUCGCAGCUCUAAAACGGGAGUGCGAAAAGCGAGGAAUGCUCUUGAUCGUCGACGAAGCACAGACGGGUGUCGGCCGGUGCGGAGACUUAAUGGCUAUCAACCACGAAAACGUCAUUCCUGAUAUCCUCACCCUCAGCAAGACGCUAGGGAAUGGCCUACCGCUCAGCGCUGUCGUUACAAGUGCUGAGAUUGAGCGCGUGUGCGUCGAGCGGGACUUCUGCUUUUACACAACUCAUGUUAAUGACCCGUUGCCUGCUGCUGUGGGUGAUAAAGUACUUGAGAUUGUUGUUCGUGACGGGCUAGUUGAGCACUCUCGAGCUAUGGGUAAAGUACUUCAUGACCGCCUGAACGCGCUGAAGGAAAAAUAUGGUUGCAUCGGAGAUGUCCGUGGUCGCGGACUUAUGGCAGGGGUUGAGAUUGUUGAGGAUCGCGAAAGCAAGACGCCGGCGCUGGAUUUGGGUAAGGCGAUUGGAGACCGGGCUUAUGAUUUAGGCUUGUGGGCCAAUCUCAGUAGUCAUCCUAGCUUCGGGGGCGCCUUUCGCAUAGCCCCGCCGAUAACUAUUACCGAGGACGAACUGCUUAGUGGCUUGGAAAUACUGGAAGAGGCAUUUGCUACGACCCCUGGCACUAUGCCUGCAUGA